UCAAUGAAGAAGAAAGCGUGGCAAAUUUGUUUAUGUCGAUUUCUGAAACAAAACAGUGAUUAAUUUAGUGUUUGUAAAUUGUUUUUGCAAUGUCUGGUGUUGCGACGGUAGCUGAGAAGGAGAAACCAUCGACCAAGGAAGAAUCGUUGGAAACAACUCCGUUUGAAUAUCAAUGGCCUCAGGAUAAAGCUGGAGAAUUUUUCCUACUAGAAAAGCAUGUUUGUGAAUAUUUGAAUAUGGAUAGUCUGUUACAGAAAUACCCUGAGAUACAGCAUCAUCAGGUGUCAAAAGAGGAGAGGAAGUAUCUUUUUGAGCAGAAAGCCAUAACAGAAACAGAAUAUCAAAAGGAAGACCAAAAGUUAGUGGCCCUAAAUACUGAUGAUGUGAGACAGGUGAUGAUUGAUCAUUUCCCCACAUUCUAUCAAAAAUACAUAACAACUUUGCAUAAAAAAGAAAGGCAACAAGCAAUCAGCAAGGCGAAGAAGAACAGUAAGAUGAUGUCUAUACGGCAGACCAAUGCUCUAAAGAAGGCCAUGAAAGAUUCAUCAGAGUAUAACUCUAUCCUACUGCAACAACGUAAAGAAGAACGAGCAUCCUACUACGACAUGCAAACCCAACUCAUUCAUAUCCCUGCCCGGAAGAAUAGAAAAUUGCCAUCACAUAUGACAGUUCCAAGCAAGUAUCCUGUAGCUCUGCUUCCUGGUCAAUAUCAAGAUUACUAUUAUCCAUAUACUUCAAGUGAACUAAAUCAAUUUCCUCUCGGUUCAAUUGUCUCCUUCCCUCUUCCUCCACAACCAGAGGUAGUAAAAGUGCCAGAGGCAUUUCAGAUGCUGGAAAAUGUGACCAAUGAUCCUGAGCCAACAUCACCUCUGGUCACCAUGGGGAAACGAGAAGACGUCUAUGACGAACCCCCUCCUAAGAGAACAUACAGAAAACAGCCGAGCGGGAAAAAAGACCCCGUGUGUGGCAUUUGCUUGUCUGGUCCAGAGAUGAAUAAGAAAGGCAUGCCAGAAAGCCUAAUCCAUUGUUCAGAAUGCGAAAACAGUGGCCAUCCAUCUUGUCUUGAUAUGAGCGCUCAGUUGGUAAGAAUCAUCAAGACUUAUUCUUGGCAGUGUAUGGAAUGUAAGAGGUGUACCCUGUGCAAUGAUCCUCACGAUGAAGACAAGAUGCUGUUCUGUGAUGAAUGUGAUCGGGGAUACCAUAGCUUCUGUGUCGGUCUAACCCAGAUUCCGAUUGGCCGAUGGAUCUGCGAUAAAUGUGGAAUGUGCGCUUCGUGCUUGAAGAGAGUGCCUGGACCCGAAGGUAGCGCCGCCAAGUGGAAACACGAGUUCACAAUCCCAGGCGAUGGGCAAGAGCCGCAGUUUCUGCAAACGCUGUGCAUAUCGUGUUCAAGGUUGUUUCGAAAUGGCAACUUCUGUCCCAUUUGCCUCAAAGUAUAUCGUAACGAUGAGACGGAUCUGCCCAUGGUAUGCUGUGAUAUGUGUGACAGAUGGACGCAUACUGAUUGUGAGGGUAUCAAUGAGAAAACAUACAAGGAAUUGUCCAAAUCAAAAUCCAAGUAUAAAUGCGCGCUUUGUCGCGGUGAGAAGGAAGAGAGAAUCAAAGGAUUUCACAAAAAGUUUUCACAGUAUAAAACCAUGUAACCGAUUGUAUUUGUUGCCGUGGUAAUCACAAGUUUUUUAGUUUUCGCACUCUUUGUCUUAGGGUACGUAGGUCUAGCAUAGAUGGAAAGGAGGCAGUCUGUAUGUAAAAU
Molecule: messenger RNA, 1753 nt
Organism: Dendronephthya gigantea
Lineage: Eukaryota; Metazoa; Cnidaria; Anthozoa; Malacalcyonacea; Nephtheidae
Product: PHD finger protein 10-like
Exons: 4
Coding region: 90-1643 (517 amino acids)
Cellular component (GO): npBAF complex
Source: RefSeq, a predicted model, not a curated record